Molecule: messenger RNA, 1403 nt
Organism: Megalopta genalis
Lineage: Eukaryota; Metazoa; Arthropoda; Insecta; Hymenoptera; Halictidae
Source: RefSeq, a predicted model, not a curated record
UGUGUCUACUUCUUUUCAAUUGGCACGUUAUAUCCGGUUUACUGAAAUUUUGGCGAGAAGACAAUUGUUGCAUCAAUCUGACAAUCUGUAACGAGUCAAGUAAAUAAAACUGUUUAAAAAUGGAAAAGUUGGCAUUAGCACAAGAAAAAGUAUGGUUUGAUAAGCCAUCAUACGACAAAGCAGAAAGACUAUAUUUUGAAAAAAUGGCUAAGUGGAUACAGGAAAAUCAACAAACUACUAGUCCAAACUUCUAUGCUGGUGGAAGUUUAGCCCAUGAGGUCGCCAAGGCUCAUCAAUAUGUUAGAGAAUCUUUACAGUGUAUGGACAAUAUUGCAGUUUUUACGGGACUUAUCGAGCCACCUAAAAAGGGGAAAGAAAAUGUAGAUGAAGCAGCUAUUGAAGGGUUAUUGACCGCCAUUAGCAGUUUGGAGAAACGAGUUAAAUACCUUGAAGACACGUUUAGUCAAUUUUCAAUACAAAAGUCUGACCCAUCUCCAAAAGAACCAAAAAAAAAACCUGACGAUGACAACGAUACUGAUCUAUUUAAAUCAGACUCAGAGGGAGAAGAUGCUGAAGCUGCAAAAAUUAGAGAAGAGAGAUUGGCUGCAUAUACUGCAAAGAAAUCCAAAAAACCUGUUCUGAUUGCAAAGUCAAACAUCAUAUUAGAUGUUAAACCAUGGGGUAGUGAAGUUGAUAUGAAAGAAAUGGAAACUGAAGUAAGGAAGAUUGAGACUGACGGUCUUUUAUGGGGAGCUGCAAAACUUGUUCCCUUGGCCUAUGGUAUUCAUAAACUUCAGAUCUCUUGCGUCGUAGAAGAUGAAAAAGUUUCAGUGGAUUGGCUUACAGAAGAGAUCCAACAAAUUGAAGAACAUGUUCAAAGCGUAGAUAUUGCAGCUUUCAACAAAGUAUAAAGAAAUUAAUGAAACUUUGAAGGUAGAAGAUAUCUGACGAUUCUAAUUGCAAUCAGGCAUUGGUCUGUUGUGCCAUCUCUUCAUUCCACUAGCAAUAUCUGUCUCGAUGAAUGAAUCAUUACGUACGUCUUAUAUACUUAAUACGAAUGUCUAGAAAAUAACAGACGUUCAAUCGUCGUGUUCCGACUUUAAUGUUUGAUGUGUCAAGUUAUUUAAUAAUUCAUAAGAAUUGUAGUCGACAGUGUUUUUAAACUGCGUGAUCGUAAAAUCAACAUAUUCUAUAAAAAAUAUUAUAAUCUGUAAAUGUUAAAAAUUGUAAUACCGAUGCGAAAAUGUAAAGAAUUCAAGUAACCGAACACCAUUCAAUUAUGAUACUCAAAAAGAAAUUUAUGAUAUUGCAAGUAAAUAAUGCCAAUUACUAGUACUAUAUUUAAUUGUUCGUUUCGGAUUAUUGUUGCCGCGAAUAAAAAUUAUAAUUAUAAUUUUCUGUAA